AUGGGUCUUUUGUUUAGUAGAAUGUUCUCCUCUGUAUUUGGUAAUAAAGAAGCUCGAAUUCUUGUUCUCGGCCUCGACAAUGCUGGCAAAACCACCAUUCUCUAUCGGCUUCAAAUGGGAGAGGUAGUCUCCACCAUCCCAACAAUUGGGUUCAAUGUGGAAACUGUACAGUAUAACAACAUUAAGUUCCAAGUCUGGGAUUUAGGUGGACAAACAAGCAUCAGGCCAUAUUGGAGGUGUUAUUUCCCAAAUACUCAAGCUGUAAUUUAUGUGGUAGAUUCAAGUGACACCGAGAGAAUUGGAAUAGCCAAAGAAGAAUUUCAUUCAAUUUUGGAGGAGGAAGAAUUGAAAGGUGCAGCUGUCCUCAUUUUUGCAAACAAGCAGGAUCUCCCUGGUGCACUUGAUGAUGCUGCUGUGACUGAGGCAUUGGAGUUGCACAAAAUAAAAAGUCGCCAAUGGGCCAUCUUCAAAGCUUGUGCCACCAAGGGCGAAGGCCUCUUUGAAGGCUUGGACUGGUUGAGUAAUACUCUCAAGUCAGGAAGUGGCUAA
Molecule: messenger RNA, 549 nt
Organism: Dovyalis caffra
Lineage: Eukaryota; Viridiplantae; Streptophyta; Magnoliopsida; Malpighiales; Salicaceae
Source: the annotation of a GenBank genome assembly